This is a messenger RNA of Acanthisitta chloris (rifleman), 1199 nucleotides long. RefSeq names its product ubiquitin carboxyl-terminal hydrolase CYLD-like. The annotation marks the transcript as partial. Gene Ontology annotation, cellular component: cytosol. The record is from RefSeq and is a predicted model, not a curated record. The transcript is spliced from 9 exons. Lineage: Eukaryota; Metazoa; Chordata; Aves; Passeriformes; Acanthisittidae. Gene Ontology annotation, molecular function: K63-linked deubiquitinase activity; cysteine-type deubiquitinase activity. Gene Ontology annotation, biological process: protein K63-linked deubiquitination.
GAGGACAAGAAGUUCUUGCACAACCUCCAGAGGGUUUUCCACAGGCUCCAGACAGUUUUCCUCCCCUCAGGAGUGAGGCAGCAGUGCGUGUCCUGCGCGGGCGGAUGAAGGGGAUCCAAGGUCACUGCAAUUCCUGCUAUAUGGAUGCAGCUCUCUUCAGCCUCUUCUCCUGCACAUCUGUGCUGGAUUCCAUGCUCUUCAAGCCCUUCCCACUGUGUGACAGGAAUGUCCAAGGAAUUCUGAGGGAUGAGAUUGUCAAUCCCCUCAGAAGGAGUGGCUUUGUCCGGGCCAGCAGUGUGAUGCACCUCCGGGAGCAGCUGACAGACAAGGGACAAUGUUCAAGCUUCACCAACGCUGAGAAAGAUCCUGAGGAGUUCCUCACUCUGAUUAUGCAGCAGAUCCUGGGAAUAGAGCCACUCUUGAGACUCCAGUCUGGAGGGCAGAAGGAGCAGGAUUGUUACUGCUACCAGAUAUUCAUGGAUCAGCAGGAGGAUCUGGUGGUUCCUGACGUGCAGCAAUUGGUGGAACGUUCCUUCCUCUCCUCAGAUCUGAAGCUGGUGGAAAUCCCAUCCUGCUUCAUUAUCCAAAUGCCACGUUUUGGGAAGGAAUAUAAAAUGUUCAGCAAGAUCAUUCCUUCCUUGGAGUUGGAUAUCACAGAUCUCCUGCUGGACAGUCCCAGGGAAUGUUGCCUGUGUGGAGAUGUUGCCACCUUGGAGUGUUCUGAGUGCUUCAAGGACAAGGUGUUUGCAGCCACAGGUCUGAAGCAGUUCUGCAGCUCCUGCUCCACACAGGUGCAUUCCCAUUACCAACGCCAGAAUCACAAGCCAAGGAAGCUACACAUUCCCGAGGAAUUCCAGAGCCUCCGGAGCGCCCAGGGCGGCCGACUGGUCCCUCGGGAGAAGUUGGAGCUCUUUGCAGUGCUCUGCAUUGAGACCAGUCACUAUGUGGCCUUCGUGAAAUAUGGUCCUGAAAAGGAGAACUGGAUGUUCUUCGACAGCAUGGCCGACCGGCACGGUGCUGAAAAUGGUUUCAACAUUCCCAUGGUGACUCUGUGCCCUGAAGUUGCCAAAUAUUUGGAAAUGCCUCUGGCUGUGCUGGCCCUGGAGCAGCCUCGGGACAUGGAGGGGGUGGCCAAACGUCUCUUCUGUGAUGCCUACAUGUACCUCUACCAGAGCAGGAAAAUGGCUCUCUACAAGUGA